AUCUUAUCACAAUUUCAGUGUUUUUGUUUUGAAAUUGAUAACAACCGGUAAUUGAAUAAUUUCCUUUAUGUUCUUAAAUUCAUAUUAUUUUCGAGAAUAAAUUAUCAUAUUUAAAUAUAAAAAAUACAAAAUGAAUGAAGAUGACAGAUUGGUAGAUGCUGUAACUAUUUCACAGUUUGGAGGUUUCGACAAAAUAAAGUUUACAAAACUUCCUUUGAAGUCCUCUGAUUGCGGCGAGAAUGACAUCGAAGUCAAAGUGAAAUACUGCGGAGUAAAUUUUGCUGAUUUAUACGUAAGACAAGGUCUCAUUCAGAACAUUAAAUUACCACAUGUUCCCGGGUUAGAAUGCAUGGGAAUUAUAAACAAAGUUGGCAAUAAAGUCGUAUCUUUUGAAGUGGGGCAACGUGUUUUAUGUUACAAUGGUAACGGAGGUUUAUACCGAGAGGUGGUCGUAGUAAAUGAGAAGAACUGUUUCGCUGUACCUGACCAUGUUCAAGAUGAAAUUGCUGUCUGUUUAUCUGCCAAUUACCUUACUGCGUAUUUUUGCUUAUUCGAUAUUGGGAAUCUUAAGCAAGGUCAAAAUGUGUUGAUACAUUCUUGUGGAGGCGGAGUUGGAUGGGCAGCCACUCAAUUAGCUCGUAGUGUGGGAAAAGUCUGUAUUGUUGGCACUGCAUCGCCUUCAAAAUUUUCCGAAGUUGAGAAUAAUGGAGUAGAAUUUUUAAUACCGUCCCAAAAUUACCUGGAAGAAUUGCAAAAUCAUUCUGUUUUGAAAUCAAAAAAAUUCGACGUGAUUAUCGAUACCGUAGGUGGAUCAAAUAUUGCCAAUAGCCAAGCUUUGCUAGAGCCACUGGGAAAAUUGAUCGUAAUAGGUGUGAAUCAUAUAGUUACCGGAGAGGAAAAAUUUAGCAUUGUAAAAUUAUUGAAAUUAUGGUGGCAAACGAAGAACAUUUCGGUGAGCGAUUUGAUAACAAACAAUGCUGUCGUUGCUGGUUUGCAUUUGACAAAUUUAAUGGAAGCUAAACCGGAAAAAGUACGACAAACUAUGGAUCAUAUAUUCGAUCUAUGUAAAUCCGGUGUGAUUAGGCCACGUAUUGAUUCCAUAUAUUCGUUUCCCGAGAUCGCUGAAGCAAUGAAAAAAUUAGCAAAUCGGGAGAAUAUUGGUAAAGUAAUAGUGAAAAUUUAAAUUUUCCGUUUCGCCCACGUCAUCGUACAGAGUAAUCAACUGUGAUUUUAAAAUACUCAAAAUAUUGUAUCGCCAAGUUGACUGAUAUUUUUCUACAUAUUGAUACUAAUUAUAAUUUAUAAAUACUUUGUUAAAUUAA
Messenger RNA from Planococcus citri (citrus mealybug), 1322 nucleotides. Its product is annotated as synaptic vesicle membrane protein VAT-1 homolog. The record is from RefSeq and is a predicted model, not a curated record. The coding region runs from base 131 to 1183 and encodes 350 amino acids. Lineage: Eukaryota; Metazoa; Arthropoda; Insecta; Hemiptera; Pseudococcidae. The transcript is spliced from 6 exons. Gene Ontology annotation, molecular function: oxidoreductase activity.